UGCCGCAAAACCCGACGGGGAAGAAGGAAGCUGGUGCGAAAACGCGUUGGAAUUUGGGCACCGCGGCAGCCCGUAGCCGGCUUUCCCAACAUGGCGUUUCCCCAAGACGUCCACGUCAGGAUCUGUAACCAAGAGAUUGUCAAAUUCGACCUGGAGGUGAAGGCGCUUAUCCAGGAUAUUGGAGAUUGUUCAGGGCCAUUAAGUGCACUUACCGAACUGAAUACUAAAGUGAAAGAGAAGUUUCAACAGUUGCGGCACAGAAUACAGGAGCUUGAGCAGUCGGCUAAAGAGCAAGACAAAGAGUCGGAGAAGCAAGUUCUGCUCCAGGAAGUGGAGAAUCACAAAAAGCAGAUGCUCAGCAAUCAGACCUCAUGGAGGAAGGCAAAUCUCACUUGCAAAAUUGCUAUUGACAACCUAGAGAAAGCAGAACUUCUCCAGGGAGGAGACCUCUUCAGGCAAAGGAAAACCGCCAAAGAGAGCCUGGCCCAGACGUCCAGUGCUAUCACAGAGAGCCUCAUGGGGAUCAGCAGGAUGAUGUCCCAGCAGGUCCAGCAGAGCGAGGAAGCCAUGCAGACGCUGGUUAAUUCUUCACGGACUAUCCUGGAUGCAAAUGAAGAAUUCAAGUCCAUGUCGGGGACCAUCCAGUUGGGACGGAAGCUCAUCACAAAAUAUAAUCGCCGAGAGCUGACUGACAAGCUUCUCAUUUUCCUUGCGCUCGCCCUCUUUCUUGCUACGGUUCUCUAUAUUGUGAAAAAGCGGCUCUUUCCGUUUUUGUAAGAUCUGAGAGCUGCCAGCUUUUGCCCUUUGAGUUCCAGUGUCAGGAUCCAGCCACACUCCUGAGCUCUGGCCCCGGCCACCAGACUGAUCCACGCCCCCCAGUCUGCUCCAGUCGCUCAGCAGGUCCGAUGGAGACACAGCCCCGCCUCCCGGAGCUUCUGCAGGUGGCUGGCGUGUAAGGGGCGAACAGAGCAAGGGGAGGAAGGCCUGUCAUCGGGACACCUGCAGAGACAAAGGGACUCCAAGAGCUGUCCCACACUGUGGGUGGCUGCCACUUGAGGCACUCGGGCUGGCCUCCAGGAUUUGAUGCCCCUCUUGGGUCCCCCUCCCCCACUGCAGCCUUAAUGCCAGAUCUGGAGGAGGGAAGAGAAAAGGGGGAGAAAGAGGAGGAUGGAAACUCACGUCCAUUCCUUGAAUAAAGUUGACUAAAUUUUUUUUUUAUUUAAAAAAAUGUAUUUAUUUAUUUUUGGCUGUGUUGGGUCUUCAUUGCUGCACGCAGGCUUUCUCUAGUUGUGGCAAGCAGGGGCUACUCUUCAUUGCGGUGGCUUCUCUUGUUGCGGAGCACGGGCUCUAGGCAUGUGACUUCAGUAGUGGUGGCUCUAGGGCUCUAGAGCACAGGCUCAGUAGUUGUGGCACGCGGGCUUAGUUGCUCCGCGGCAUGUGGAAUCUUCCCGCACCAGGGCUCGAACCCCUGUUCCCUAUAUUGGCAGGUGGAUUCUUAACCACUGCACCACCAGGGAAGUCCCAAGUUGACUAUUUAACAGCAUGAAAUGCAUUCGGUUUUCUAAGGUAUCCCUCUGGGAAUUCGUGUGCCUGUCUGGAUGUCCAGAUUUCUAGAACAUGAAUUUAGAUCACUGAUUUGUUCACUCACCAAAGAGUGAUUAAUCAACAGCCACAUGCAGGGUGUCACAGACACUGCCGUGGUCCCUCCCUCAAGGAGCAAGACGAACAAGAUCCCGCAGACUCUCAGGAAGGAGGAUGCACCCAGCCCCCCCUGGAGGAGGCUCACACCAGUGUCUGAAGAGGAUGAGGCAGACACCCUCUUUCGACGCACAGUGGCCUGGCCUGGCCUGGGGGUGUGCACUGUCUCAGGGGCUGGCCCACACCUUUCUCUUUGAGGUCCAGAGCUAAAUAUAACCAAGAGAGUGAAGCUGGUGAUAAGCUGGGGCCUGUCUGGGCCUGAGUUCUGUUGAGGCCUGGGGGGAUAGCAGGGCCCAGGCUAGGCCAGGCUGGGAGAUGUUAGUGUCUCCUUGUGCUAAAGGCCUGGCUGACCUCGCACACAAAAUCCCAGCCUCCCCCACUAUUUAUAGCCCCAGAAGCCCUGGGACGGUAAUGUGGGGGCAGAGGGGAAAGUGAAAAGAACAUGUGGAUUUGAAUGUUGCUUCAAAGACUUGGUUUUGAGUCUUGGCUCUGCCACUAAGGAACCACAUGACCCUGGGCAAGUUACCUUAUGUCACUAAGCUUCAACUUCCCCCCCUGUAAAGUGGGGGUGAUAGUCCAUAUAGAUGCUUGUAGGGUCCAUUUGAGAAUCACACAAGAAUGUAAAGUAGCAAGUGCAGCUUCUGUCUGAGCCACGGGCUUCCCAAAUCCAGCCACCUUCAGGCCUCUGGGCCCCAAGGUUUCCUGAAGCAAACAGCCAGGUUCUCCAGGGAGAGCUGGCCUGGGCAUCAGAAGUUCUGUUUAGAUGUGUUUGAGCAGAGGAUGUCAACAGUUAAGGCCUCAGUUAUGAAGUGUCACAUCGUCCUGGGACCAAGUUAGAAGAGACUGGCUGCACACCUCAGACUGACUAGUUUAAUGAGUAGGUUCUGAGUUAAAGUAUACACAGUUUAUAUAUAUAUAUAUAUAUAUAUCUCAUCCUUAAACAACUUCUGGCCCCAAAAGGCACUCAGUGCAAGUUGUGCAUGUGUGUGUCUUAUUUAUAGUCAAAUUAAAGCUGAGACUAAAGCACAGAUGGGAAAUUCCCACUCAGAUUCCAGCUGUAAGUGCAGCAGAUGGAUGUGAUCAUGUUAGGAUUUUCUUGCUUAACAUUUUUCUUUACUACUUUCCACUAAUUGUCAACAUCCUCCUCACAAUAUGGAAAUGUGUGGGCUCUGUACUCCCUAGAAAUUCUCCUUUUGACACUUUAUUCCUCUUUUCCUUGCCUCCGUCUGAAAAUAGGGUUGAAUGUGACCCAUUUUGAAAUGUCAUCGAUAGCAUAUCUCGCAACCCCACCAGGUCCGUAAGUCGUCCCCGGUGGGGCUGGUGGUGCAGAAAGCCACACCUCCAUGUUCAACCAGGAGGGGGCAGUACUCACAUUUGCUCUGUGGUCUUGCUAUGUGUAGACUAUUUCCAUCCGUCCGCAUGAAAUGCUCUCACGGAUUUUUUCUUUUUUAAAAGAUACCAGAUAUUUUAAAAACACGCAAAUGUACAAAGUUUACCUGUAUAGUUUUUGGAAGACAUUUCAUGAAUCACCUUAAUUUUCACUGUUAAGCAGUAAGGCAAGCUUCUAUUCUCCAUUUUGCUUAGCCGACAGUCAAGGAAUUAAAAGUAUUAGAACAGUCUUCAAGGGGUCAUUCAUUCAAGUAUUUACUGAACACCUACUUUGUGCCAG
Messenger RNA from Globicephala melas (long-finned pilot whale), 3367 nucleotides. RefSeq names its product BCL2 interacting protein 1 (gene BNIP1). Gene Ontology annotation, cellular component: endoplasmic reticulum; SNARE complex. Gene Ontology annotation, molecular function: SNAP receptor activity. The record is from RefSeq and is a predicted model, not a curated record. NCBI's taxonomy places the organism in Eukaryota, Metazoa, Chordata, Mammalia, Artiodactyla, Delphinidae. Gene Ontology annotation, biological process: retrograde vesicle-mediated transport, Golgi to endoplasmic reticulum.